Protopterus annectens (West African lungfish) is the source of this 2660-nucleotide messenger RNA. It is a transcript of the gene POLR3D, whose product is annotated as RNA polymerase III subunit D. The record is from RefSeq and is a predicted model, not a curated record. Gene Ontology annotation, molecular function: DNA binding. The coding region runs from base 299 to 1495 and encodes 398 amino acids. NCBI's taxonomy places the organism in Eukaryota, Metazoa, Chordata, Ceratodontiformes, Protopteridae. Gene Ontology annotation, biological process: transcription by RNA polymerase III. The transcript is spliced from 9 exons. Gene Ontology annotation, cellular component: RNA polymerase III complex.
CAAAAUAUCCACAAAGGUGGGAGUUAAGCAGCUAUCUGGGAAUACUCUGCCGCUCUGACAACUAAGUUCCUCGAGACUGUAAAUACAAAACACGUUUGUAACGCACUUACGUUUAUGAAAGAUCAGUAGUGACGGCAGCACGCGUUCACGGAACCACGCGGAAAUUGUCUUAGGCAGUGUUUUCAUUCCUUCGUUGCGAUGUUGCUGGUUUAAGCUGAGAGGUUUAAGUUUUCAGCGUUUGGGGAGAGCUGAAACCACAGCAUGCUUUUUCUGCUUGCCUGUAGGUUACUGAACAGUGAUGUCUGAAAGUGGAUUUGGUUCAGACCCAGGUACUCCUGGUGGAGUACGACCAGCUCUUACUGCUGGACGGGGGCUGUUUGGAAGGAAGACUCCUACUGCCGUAAAUCCAGGUCGUCUGCCAUCCAUCCGCUCCAGGGAUCUAACUCUUGGUGGAGUUAAAAAGAAAACAUUUACACCUAAUAUUAUCAGCAGGAAAGCCAAGGAAGACCUGAAAGAUGAUGCAUUUCAGAAGAAAGAAAAGAAGGGAAGAGAACGUGAGAAUCAGCGUGAUGGCCGUGGUAGAGGACGGGGAAGACCAGAGGUUAUCCAGUCUCAUUCCAUCUUUGAGCAAGGACCAGCAGAAAUGAUGAAAAAGAAAGCUGGCUGGGAUAACACUGUAGAUCUGGGUGACCUUGGUCCUUCACAUAUCAUCAAUAUAAAGAAAGAGAAGAGGGAGACGGAGGAAGAGACUAAGGAGAUUCUUCGCAUGCUACAGAAGGACAAUUUUCUUGAUGACCCUGGACUCCAGAAUGACUUACGAAGUACUCCAGUUCAGUUGCCACUGUCACAGUCUGGCUGGCUGUUCAAGGAAGAAAGUGAAGAGGAAGAUAUUAAGCCUCCACUGCAGAAGCCAAAGGUGGAGAGUAUGGAAGUGCAGUUCCCAAAAGUGAAAGUGAAAGAAGAACCGCCUGAUGAGGCUGACAUAAAGAGUGACGUCUUGUCCCAAAAGCCAGGGCAUGUUAGGAAGGCACCUCCAGUUGUGAAGGACAUUGAGGUAGCUGAACUUUUGAAAGAGCUUAGCAUAACUAAAGAAGAAGAAGUUCUUUUCUUUCAACUACCUGACACCCUUCCUGGGCAGCCUCCAACACAGGACACAAAGCCAGUCAAGACUGAAGUGCAGCGAGAAGAUGGACAAAUGGUGCUGCUAAAGCAGGAGAAGAGCCAGGAAGCAAAAUUUGCAGAAAAUGUAUGUACUCUUUCUGACCUUGCAGAGGGACAGAUUGGGAAAAUGCUUAUUCGCAAAUCAGGCCAAGUUCAGCUGGUACUGGGGCAAGUUACACUGGAUAUCACAAUGGGAACACCUUGCUCAUUUUUACAGGAGCUGGUAUCAGUUGGAGUUGGAGAAGCACGGAAAGGAGAGAUGAUUGUACUUGGACAUGUGAAACAUCGUUUGGUGUGUUCUCCAGACUUUGAGUCAUUACUGCUGCAGAGGUAGUGAGGGUCGAAUAUAAAUCUGUGGCUGGGGCCUGUUGUGAAACUGAUGAAGCCAACAAAUCUUUCACAUUUGUUCUGGGGAUUGUGAGAUAUUCUGAACAAUAAGCUGAGUUGUGCUUCUUUAGUACACAGUAUUAAACACAUUUCUACUGUAAUGCAAUAUACUGGGAAUUUGUUAUACAGCCACAACAAGGCAUGUGGAUUUCAUUGGGCGAUACUUCACUACAGGAUUCAUACAAAUAAGUGUGUGUUUUCAUCCUUGCUGCCAUCCUAGAGGUUCAAAGGAGAAGAAACUAAGUGCAGUUAAACACUAGAAAACAGUGCACAAAGCUUUUUGCAUACAGUUGUACUAGAAAGGAAUGCUGCCACAUCAGUUUUGUCCUUUGUGUCAAGGAAGAUGAUAUCCUAUUCCAGCACUGACUUUUGCUUUGGGAAGAAAUCAUCCCUCCUUGCGUAUUGAUAGUACUUCAUCAUAUUGUUCUGGUGGCAGCUAUCAGUAGGAACACUCACUUCUUGCACAGAAAUGUACCACAUCAUGCUAAUGCAGUCUCUCAUUCAUGUGGGACAUAAGAACAACAAUUCAGCCGUACAUUUAUACAGCAGCAUAGGCAGGGUUAUGCCAGGCUUUCAUCAGCGUCAGUCAGUAUUACUGCUUCAUAUUCCUGAAGUUGGUCAGAGGGUGGUGCGCCUCUUGUCUAACAUCCUCUUCUGUAGGAUUUUUAUUACUGUGAUAUAAUCACAGCAUGUUUUACUUGUCCCAUUCUGUCUCUGUGGUAAUGCCCAUUUUUCUUGGUUAUGAACAGUGUGGUGGGCUGUGUAUCAGAUGAACCAGAGCCAUCUUUCCUAUUACAGGUCUGUAUUCAGACUGUGGCGAUGGUACAGAACAUUUAUUGAUGCAUUACAGUCGGGGAAAAUGCUACCUACUCACAGCAAUGCCUGUAUUCCCUAUUUGCCAUUUCCAUGGUAGUACACUGCACCAGGAAUAUCAUGCAGAAGUACAUUGAAUGGAUGGACUGAUGUCUUCAGUUGGACAUGUGACAAUGUGCAGCCUGACAUUAAUUAGCCCUUAUGCUGCUUCACUGACAAAAUAUAUGAAGAGUACUUUUAAAAAUACAUUUAAAAGUAUUUUGAGAGGUUCAUUUGUAAAUAAAUCUGUUGAUAUUCUU